AAUGGAUCAAAAAUAAAAGAUGCAACAUCUUAUGAACAAUUUCAUGAAGAAGGAACAAACAAAACAAGGUUAAGUGACUGUUAAGUUGUAUGUAAAUAAUGAGUUUUCCUAAUAAAUUUAAUACCCAACCUGCAAUUAGACUGUCAACUAAUUAGUUAAUUACUUGCGGAACUUACUAAAUCAAACUUAGAUUGUGGGAUUUCAGACUUUGGAAAGUAAUAUUUAUUUAGAUUACUACUUAACUACAAAUAAGGACUUAGCAGUAUUGAGCAAUUAAACCCUCUCUUUAAAGCCUUUAUAUGGAAUAUAUUAGAACGGAAUUAAUUUGGAUUCAUUUUAUUUUUUAUAAUGUAUAGGUAUAGGUGGAUUUAGCAGAGUCUAUUUAGUACGGUAUAAGUUUAAUGGCUAAUUUAUGGCGUUGAAGAUGAUUUCAAAAUCAUUUAUUGAGUAACAUGACAAAUUUCAGAUUGUUUAAAAUGAAAGAGACAUAAUGGUACAUCUAGCGAACAAUAAUAAUUCCCAUCCAAAUCUUUGUAAAUUGUUAUGUGCUUUUGAAACCAAGAAUUGGGUUUGUUUUGCAAUGGAAUAUUGUCCUGGUGGUGAACUAUUUUAAUAAUUGAAGAGAGUGAAGAAAAUGGAUGAAUAAUAAGCGAAAUUCUAUUUUAGCUAGGUAUGUAUGGCAAUACAUCACUUACAUGAAAACAAGGUUAUUUAUAGAGAUAUUAAACCUGAGAAUAUUCUUAUUGAUUCAGAGGGUCAUAUUAAAUUGGCUGAUUUUGGAUUAGCUAAACCCAAUGUUGAAGAUGAUAAAAUGGCAUAUUCUUUUUGUGGGUCUCCAGAAUAUAUGGCUCCAGAGAUGCUCUUAAAAUCAGGACACAAUUAUUAGAUUGAUCAUUAUUGUCUAGGAGCACUUCUAUAUGAACUGUUGACUGGGUUACCUCCCUAUUAUUCGAAUAAUCCAGAACAAAUUUAUUAAAAUAUUUUAUCACAUGAUCAACCAUUGCCAAAUAAAAAUUUAAGCUCAGAGGCCAAAGACUUGAUUAAUAGAUUGCUCUAAAAAGAUACAUAAAAUCGAUUGGGGAGAAAUUAUGGCAUCUAUGAAAUACUUAAACAUCCAUGGUUAUAAGAAUUCAGCUUAUACAAAUUGAUUAAUAGGUCUUAUGACCCUCCAUUUAAACCAGAUUUAUUCAAAAUGAACUUUGAUUAGAAGGAAAUUUUAAGUGGAGAAAAUUAGUUUUAGAAAGAAUUAUAAAAAUCAAUAAAUUAAGAAACAGAAAAUGUAUUUACAUCAUUUUUCCAUAAUUUUUAUUAUUCGUCCUUUUAAUUUAAAUAACCUUAGAGAUCCUCCUCUAUCACUCAAAUAAACAUCUCGAAUGUUGAUGAUAAAUUUACUAAUAUUCUUUUGAGUACCACAAAAUCUAAGCAUGUCUCAUAGACUCAUUCAUCAUCUAGUUAAUCUUAAUUAAAGAAAAAAAAAUAAUUACAGAAUGAUGUUGAGAAUAAGGAGAAUUUAAUGAAAAAUAACAAUUAGAAGAUUAUGAAGGUUGGUGUUAAACAUAAGAAGAAUAAUUAAAGUAUGCCUGAUAAUGUGUUCAAUGUUCAAUAAAAUGAAUUGAGAUCAUAUUCAUCCUAAAAAGUAAAUGAAUAAUUACAAAAACUAACAAAUAAUUAUUAAACAAAUCUAAUGAAAUCACCAUCAAUUGAAAAUGAUGAAUAAAAAUAACAUAAAUUAUAAUUUGGUGAAAAUAAAUAGCUUAAUAAAAACUAGUCUAAUUAAUGUUCUCUUAUAAGAUAUUUUAAAUAAUGA
This is a messenger RNA of Paramecium octaurelia, 1807 nucleotides long. The record is from the annotation of a GenBank genome assembly. NCBI's taxonomy places the organism in Eukaryota, Ciliophora, Oligohymenophorea, Peniculida, Parameciidae.